UUUCUGAGUGGAAAGACAGGCAGUAUAGACAACCCUUACCAAGCGAACCAAUAAUAUCACUUCAAUUUACUUAAAGGGYUAGGGUCAGGGAUGCAUGAGAAGUGAAAACAGUAUAGCCAAUCAGCAGAGAGCAGAAUCAGUAAGUGUUGAGUAGCACUCUAACAAUGCUUUUUUCAAAGGAAGUCUUGUUUAGAAAACUAGUGAGAUCUUUAUAUCGAUCCCCUGAAACAUGCCUCUGGGCUAAUCAAAUAGUCACAACUAUAACACGAUUAUUAUAAUAUAGCUAAGUUAAACCGCGCGCUCUGAUUGGCUAAUUUAUCAUGAACUAUUUCCCCAUACGCCCAUAGGUAGCACGCUGACGUCAGUAUUUUUCUCUUUUUUCUCUCAAUGCACGAAAAAAUCAAAGCUUUUCUCUUUUUUGGGCGAUAAUCAUAAAGAAAGUUUACAAAUUAUACUGAAGGAAUGGCCGAAAACACAUGUACACCUCUACGAAGUGCUGAGCAAUCACCAACAUUCAGCGUGGAUUUUCAUGCAAUUGCCUAGUAGCUCUAACGAGAUGCAAACAAACUUUYGUCUAGUCAAGGAUUAGACAGAAUUGUUUCUGAAAGGCACGAAAGUUACGAACAUAUUAAUGCAAUAAAAACAACAAAAUCGCAACAAAUCUACGUAACCGGAAAGCCAUUUAACUGAGGUAAACAUCACUGAGGUAAACAUCGCUGAGGUAGCGACAAAUUUUUCAAGUUUUUAAGAUAUGAAUAUGAAAUUCAAGUCAGUGAAAUUCAAACCUUAUGAGUUUCUGUCCAUACUUAUUUAGGGAAUGACAAGUGGUCUGAGUGGGAAAACAUUACGCCCAAGUCACGAAAACAGGUUGCAUAGCAUGAUGGGUAGUUGAUCACACGAGGAAAAGAAGAUCCCUAAACAAUUCAAAAAUGGCUUCAGGGAAUUUUCCUUCGUCGACAGCUCCAAUGACGGGCUUUCCUCAACAACAACAACAACAACAACAGCAAACUAUGCAGACUUUUGCACCAAUGCCAGUUCCUGGAAUGCCAAUGCAAGGUGGUUACCCAGGUAUGCCAGGGUACCCGCAAGUUGGUACACACCCCAUGGYAUAUCCUGGCAUGAUACCAUCAUAUCCUGGUCAAAUGAUGCCACAACAGAUGCAACAUUUACAAGCCAUGCCUGGAACAUACCAAGUAACAACCACAGCAGCACCAACAAUGAUGAUUCCACAGUCUGUUAUCCCAGCAGCAGUAAAUGCAAACACCAGAAACACUCAAGCAGUUCAAAGCCCACAGCCAACACCAAAUGCAAGUCAAGCUAAAGCCCCUGCAGCAGACGAGAGUACYGAGAAAAGGGAAGCUAAUAUGGAAGAAGAAAAGAAAGAAAAAGUAAAAAAACCCAAGGCUACAAAAAAAAAGACACCAUGGACAGAGCACACUGCACCUGAUGGACGGACAUAUUUUUAUAAUAAUGAUACCAAAGUGUCKACUUGGCAAAAACCUUCAGAACUGAAAACACAUUCAGAGUUAUUGAUUGAUUCUUGUCCUUGGAAAGAGCACAAGUCAGACACAGGUCGUGUGUAUUUUCAUAACAUUGAAACUAAAGAAUCUACUUGGACAGUUCCCAAGGAAUUACAAGACCUCAAAGAAAUGGUAAAGAAAGAGUUGGAGGCUGAAGAUCAAGAGGAUUCAUCUGAAGAGGAAGAGGAAAAACCGGCUGGAGCUACAGAAAACGUACCAGAUACAGUGAAGCAAGAAAGUGCAGUAUCCAGUACUGAUGGCGGCAGUGAAACCCCUACACAGACAGUGGUAGAGAAAAAAGAGUAUAUUUAUGAAACUAAAGAAGAAGCCAAGCAGGCCUUCAAGGAGUUACUACGAGAAAAGGAGGUAUCUCCCAGUGCAUCAUGGGACACAGCCAUGCGAAUGAUUGUYAAUGAUCCAAGAUAUGGUGCGCUGAAGAAAAUGAAUGAAAAGAAACAAGCUUUUAAUGAAUACAAGACUCAAAGAGCUAAUGAAGAAAAGGAAGAACACAGAAGAAAGGCAAAGAAAGCUAGAGAAGAACUGCGAACAUUUCUUGAAAACUACAAAAAGAUGAAUUCUUCUGUGAGAUGGCGUUAUGCAUGUGACAUGUUUGAAGGAACGCCAGAAUGGGAAGCAGUGAAUGAAAGGGACAGAAAGGAUGUCUUUGACGAUGUGAUAUUCUUUUUGGCCAAGCGAGAGAAAAAAGAAGAGAAAGAGCUUAGAGCCAACAACAGAGAAAAGAUGCUGCGAGUCUAUAAUAGCAUGACAAGUAUUAGUCAUAGAACCUUAUGGGCAGAGGCUCUUCAGUUAUUAAAAGAACACCCAUCAUAUGGUUAUGAUGACGAGGUUAAAGAUGUYGAUAGAGAAGACAUGCUGAUUGCUUAUGAAGAGCAUAUCCGACUSCUUGAACAAGAACAUGAGGCAGAGAAACAAAGAGAAAAGAACCGAACUCGACGACAGCAAAGAAAAAAUAGGGAUGGUUUUCUGGUUUUACUUGAUGAGCUCCAAAAGAAGGGUAAGCUACACUCCAUGUCACUGUGGUGUGAUCUCUAUCCUACGAUAAGUGCUGAUGUCAGGUUCACUAACAUGUUAGCACAAUCAGGAUCUACACCUUUGGAUCUUUUCAAGUUUCACGUAGAAGAUUUGAAAGCAAGAUUCAGUGAUGAAAAAAAGAUAAUCAAAGAAAUAAUGAAGGAUAACAAUGUGACGGUGGAUACAGACAGCAGCUACAGUGAUUUUAGUUGCAAAAUCUUGGCAGAUAAAAGAAGCAAUACCCUGGAUACAGGCAACAUUAAAAUGACUUUUAACCAUCUGAUAGAGAAAGCUGAAGCUCGUGAAAGGGAAAGGCAAAAGAAAGAAGAAAAAGAGCAAAAAAAGAAAGAAAGUGCUUUCAAACAGAUGCUGAAGGCUUCAUCUCCAGCUAUUGAAUCAACUACUACAUGGGACGAGGUGAGAGAGAGGUUUUCCAGUGAGCCUGCUUUCAUGGCUUUCACUGUAGAAGCUGAACGUAUGAAACUCUUCCAUGAACAUAAAACAUCGAUAGAGGCCUGYUCACAUCAUCAUUCAUCAAAAUCACACAAGAAAAAUAAGAAGAAUAAGAAACAUCGUAAAAGAUCUCGGUCAUUAUCAGCAAGUGGGGAGUCAUCUCAUUCAGAGGAUGAGUACGGUAAAGACAAAGARAAGGAAAAAGAGAAGGAAAAAGAGAGAUCAUCUCACAAAAAGAAGCGACACAAGAAGUCAAGGUCAAGGUCAAGAAGUGCAUCUAGUCUCUCAGAAUCAGGUAGUGGCAUUGUUAUUGGUUGAAAUGUUUCGUAUUGAUGGGGGAGUUAGCUGCACUGUAACAUUGAAUCAGUGUUUAAACCACGUUCUAAUACAAAAAMCUUUGUCCUUGAAAAUGGAAUUUUUGUGCUUGAAAAGUGCUUAAAAAUCCUUGAAUUUUGAAACGAAAAUGUAGCACGAACCCUGCUAGUGUUGAUAAUAAAAGAAUUUUGGAAUAACGGAGUCUUGAGCAACGACUAAACUGUUUUUUAUUCUUCCUGCAGAUAUSGAAAAAGAGAGCAGCUCCAAAAGAAAAAAGCACAAAAAGAAAUCCAAGAAAAARAGACAUCAUUCGGUAAGAACUGAUGCCACAGCGCCUUCUUCGGAAUCUGAAACGGAAAGACGACCAAAAGAAAAAGAAGAGAAAGAGAAAGAGAAAGAUAGAGAUAAAGGUCGUGACAAAGAGCGUGACAAAGAGCUUGACAAAGAGCGUGACAAAUCCCGUGACAAAUCACGUGAUCGCGAAAAAAGCAGGGACAAAGAAAGCAGAAGAGAGAAGGACAAAGACAAAUGGUCUAAAGACUACGAUAAAGAUGAUGAACGAGAGGAAGAAAAGAGAAGACAGGUGAGAAGAAAAGAGAGCCUCGAAGAAAAAGAUCCCGACAAAUCACCCGAGACACGAGCGAGGAAUAAGAAGGGUGAACGGAGAUCGUCUUCAAGCGAGAGUGAAAGUGAACUGGAAAAACGCAGACGUGUUUUACUCGAACAACUUGGAGCAGCUGGCAGUAUGAUACCUUAAUAGCUCGUCAUAGUCUAGACCUCAUUGGCUGGGCCAUUAUGUCACGUGUUAACACUUUUUUAACUAGUAUCGUUUGAGGCGCAUGUGACGUCAUAGCCUUCCGCCAUGUUGGAUUGCUCAAACAAAGACUUGGACUUCACUUCUUUUGUCGUCGAUCAACGUAGACAAAAAUGAUGGAUUGAGGUCUAGCUGGGUACAAACAACACCAUAGGGCAUGAUGAAGACUGAAAUAUGUUUGUACCGAAGCUAGACCACAAUGCACCAUGAUCGCUAUAUCAGAAAAGGUUUGCAAUAGUCCCCUUCACAGUUCCCUGCGCCAUCUUGAAAGGUAGCCUUGCCUUUGCAUCGACGCGAGACGAACGGUGAGCAUGCAAUGAGAGACCUUUGACAAUUAGUCACAUGUCUCUAUCAUUGCAAGCUCACCGUUUGUCUUGCUUCGAUGCAAAGGCACGGCUACCUUUCAAGAUGGCGCAGGGAACUGUGAAGGGGAAUAUUACAAUGCCUUUUACUUUCAUUCUGAAUGGACCAMAUUCACUUCCCUUCCCUUCUUGUAUCGAUUGUGACGUAAAAUCUUACUUCGAACUUUCAAGUGGUCGACACAGCUGAAAUAGGAAAAACUACGGCCAAUAACUAAAUAGCUUCAUUACAAAACACUAGCAAAACUACAUUGCAAAACCCUCUCAGAUAGUGUAGUAUAAAUACAGUAUACAUUGAUAUCAUUCAGACUUAUUUCAGGCAAUAAAUAGCAAUGCUUUACCAUUCUCAGUGCUUGAGCUAAAUCUUUCUUUGAGUCUUAAAAUGCGAAAUUAUAUUAUUAACGGAGCUCACGUCUAAAUAAACCUCCAAUUUAACUCGGC
Actinia tenebrosa (Australian red waratah sea anemone) is the source of this 4934-nucleotide messenger RNA. RefSeq names its product pre-mRNA-processing factor 40 homolog B. Gene Ontology annotation, biological process: mRNA cis splicing, via spliceosome. Gene Ontology annotation, molecular function: RNA binding; protein binding. Lineage: Eukaryota; Metazoa; Cnidaria; Anthozoa; Actiniaria; Actiniidae. The record is from RefSeq and is a predicted model, not a curated record. Gene Ontology annotation, cellular component: U1 snRNP; U2-type prespliceosome.